GAACUGCAGGUCUGUAGUCAUCCAUCGUCCGCCCGAUCUAGCCGGGGGCGGGCAGGGCAGAAAAAGCACAACCAGCGAAACUGGUAAUUAGAUGAACCUCAACAAGCAGGACAAACAAACAAGCACCCUAGAAAGCAUGGAAUGAACAGUGCGCGGAUACGGGCGCGCGCACCCCAUCUCAACUUCGGGCUUUGCGCCGCUGCCGAGAGAGCUAAGCAAAGCGUACGUCAAAGUCCGAAACAUUUCCAACGCGCCGCCCGCCACCGACGUCCACCGACAGGAGCAAAGAAUUCGUCGCAGAGGCAGUUGCAGAGGAGAGUGCAGCUCUGGACCGCGCUCGCUGUCUUGGCUAAACACGCCAAUUUCAUCCACACGCCGGGCACGUCGGGUAUCCGGGUCUGGGAGAGGGAAGAGGAUGGGGCUCAGGUUCUUAAAUGUCUUGGGGAAUCGGGGGAGGGAAAGUGGCGCACAUCAACCGGAGAUCAAAAAACACACGGCCUCUGCGAUCUGACGUCUUGGUCCCCUCGUCUCACACUACGCCAGAACACCCGGGAGUCGGUGCGGCGCUCAACCACCACCACACGCCCAUCGCGCACCUUUUCCUCACCUCACCUCACACCUCGCUCUCUCUCUCCUGCUGGUAGACUCUCUUGCAUAUGUCCCGCCCCCGUGACGGGCGCCAAAACGCCAGAAAAUCUACCUUACGCCAUGGCCGUCGGACUCGACAUGGGGACUUUAUCAAAAAGGUCUGCGCCUCCCGCGCCGAUGACACCAUGAAGCUCGUUCUCUUGGAUGCCGAAAGAGAAGGAAUGGGCAAAGGAUUGGGGCAAAAGUUUCGCAAAGUUUAGCUUUUAGUUUUUCACACCUUCCUUUCUGAUGA
This is a messenger RNA of Colletotrichum phormii, 880 nucleotides long. RefSeq lists its product as uncharacterized. NCBI's taxonomy places the organism in Eukaryota, Fungi, Ascomycota, Sordariomycetes, Glomerellales, Glomerellaceae. The coding region runs from base 142 to 777 and encodes 211 amino acids. The record is from RefSeq and is a predicted model, not a curated record. The transcript has a single exon.